Messenger RNA from Pseudomyrmex gracilis, 1548 nucleotides. RefSeq names its product sodium channel protein Nach (gene ppk13). The record is from RefSeq and is a predicted model, not a curated record. Gene Ontology annotation, cellular component: membrane. Lineage: Eukaryota; Metazoa; Arthropoda; Insecta; Hymenoptera; Formicidae. Gene Ontology annotation, biological process: sodium ion transmembrane transport. Bases 129 to 1460 code for a protein of 443 amino acids. The transcript is spliced from 8 exons. Gene Ontology annotation, molecular function: ligand-gated sodium channel activity.
AUCAACUUUUUCCAUAUUUUAACACACACGUUUAUGUUUCAUGUUCACAUAAAAAAAAUACGUGAAACGCGCGUGUUGAACUAUACGCGCGAUAUUAAAUCCGUACAGUUUGUUCCGAGUCCUUCGACAUGAAACGAGUGAUGAUUUACGCGUGGAACGUGUUGAAAGAAUACUUGAGGAACUGCACGCUUCACGGUGCGAGGUAUCUUGUCGAUAAUGAUCUUUCACGGAUCGAAAGAUUCUUCUGGUUGAUCUCUUGCGCGAUCUGUUGGGGCGGCUGUGCGAACAAGAUAAGGGCCGUAGUGAACAAAUACGUCAAUGAUCCUGCGAUAGUGAUAUCCACCGACACCACGUAUCUGGAUUGGAGGGUGCCGUUGCCUUCCGUUUUUUUUUGCAUUAAGAACACGGCCCAAAUAAAAAACAAAUACAAAUACUUCGCACAGCAACCCGGCACGCUCGAGAGUCCGUACGGCAACAAAAGUGCUUCCGUCAUCAAAAAGACCGUCGAAAAAGUAUCGUCGGAAGAGCUGCUGGAGGCUUACGAAGAAAUGAAGAUUCCGUGCGAGCUGCUUCUGCGAAGGUGCGUGUGGAACGACGUGGAGUUGGACUGCUGCAAGGAGUUGUUUCGACCGUUGUUCAAAACCGGCGUGGGUUAUUGUCUAGCGGCGAAUUCCUUGCACACGGGUUCUCAGAGAGAAACGCCAAGGUUGAAUCUUUACGUCGACCGUUUCGUGAGACACAGCGAUCUCAUAAUCGACAUCACCAUGAACAGCACGACCAAACCUAUUGUCACGCAUAUGCUGAACAUUUACGUGACCAACAAUAACAACGUGCCGUUUAUUUACAUCAGCGACAACAAGGUAAAACUGAAGACGGAUCUGAUCGCGCGCUUAGAUUUCACCAUGAUGGACAUGUACAACGAGGAUUCGUUGAGAAAUGUUCCGAUACGGCAAAGGAUGUGUCGUUUCGCAGACGAGGUCGACGAUGCGAGAAUACAUUACAUGUACAGCAUGAGUUCCUGCAUCGUUGAGUUGCUCGUUCGGCGGAUGAUACAAAUGUGCGGUUGCGUGAUGUUCUAUUACCCGACACCAACGGGCGCGAGAGUCUGCAAUAUGACGGAGAUGGAAUGUAUUUUCCGCAAUAGAAACGAAAUCAAAUCCAAAGAGGCGCAAAAGUCGACGUGCUUCCCGAACUGCGAAGGAACCUCCGUCUCUGUGUACUCCAACAAUCCUUCCUAUCGAAACAAAUCGCCCGACGACGAGGUUGGCAGACUGCACUUGAAGAUGCUCACCCGUCCUCUCCUGAGAUUUCGGCGAUACGUUGUCUUCGAUUCGCUCGAUCUAGUUGUUGCUGUCGGAAGUGCCUUCAGUCUCUUCGUGGGUGCCAGCGUUCUGAGCUUCUUCGAGUUACCGUACUGGCUGUUUGUUCAUCGUGAAAACAAAAAUCUCGCGCGCAAUUGACAAAUCACGCGUGCCCGUAAAUGUGACGUAGAUAAAAUAAGGAUGUUUAAAUGAUGUGUGAGAAAAAUAAAAUGAUUUUUGAUUCAAA